AUGACGAACUACGAUGAUGGCAAUGUUAUUGCUAAAGUGGUUGUUAAGGAUAUCAAAAUCAUGUUUGAAAACGCACCGGCUCAUAAGCAUAGAUUCUUUGGAUUGCCCAAGGAAAGAACAGUCGGCUUAGAGCUUACGUUAACACAUAGCGUGUCCUCUACAAAUGGCGUGUCCUCUACACAUGGCGUGUCCAAGUCUACAACAAAUACCAAAAUUGAUGAUAGAGGACAUGUAACGUAUGCGGAACACAUCAUCUUUGAUGUGCGCUGUACGGGUCCGUUGAAGAUAUCCUUCAAAUGCACUGAUCCGGAAGGCAUUGGCCCAGCUGCCAUUAUUGGCGAAGGAGCUAUCGACUUAUCGGAUUAUGAUGAAACCCAACAUAAAUUUGUGUCUGAGCUGAGAAACGGAAUCGGACAGUUAUCAUUCAAUGCAUUCUUGCUGUCACCCGACCCACCUAAUGGCUUGGAUAAAGCCAUUUUUAAUAGAGAAAUAUUCGGACGUCAUAUUGGAUAUUUUCUUAUUGAUAAUGUCACAUGCACACUGGCCGACAAGUUCAGAGCUCAUCUAGAAUGGAUCAUUAACAAACCCGCAGUGCAUUCCACACUAAAUUACUACAAAACUUCUAUGGGCAAAUCGGAAUACGCAAUACCAUUAGAGCUUCUUGCGAAACCAGAAAUAAAGUUAGAAAUAUUGGCACUGCAUGAAAAAAGGUCAGCUAAAAUGGUCGUUGUGUUGACGAGUCAGGCGAUAUGGCAAAAGUUAAUUAUUGGACAAAAAUUCGAGGUUAAAGAACCACUCAUGGAGAAUAGGAACAGAAGGGGUAUGCUUAGCUUCACCAUCAGUUGCCACGGUUUGCUCAAAUUCAGAGACCUCGUUAGCAGUAGCCCUAUCCCAGUAAUGCCGCCCAAAGAAUCGCCAACGAGUCAGAGCACCUGGCCAGCUUCAAACGACAUGUCAUUGAAUGGGGGCCUGCUUGAUCGGACAUCUCCGUCCAGUCAUUCGAUAGAUCCCACAUAUGGAUACCCGCCGCAAUCGAGCCGAAUACUACCAGGUGGCCUGUACCAACGUCGACAAGAAAGUGUGUUCGAACCCCCUCCGUCAAACAUCAUCGUCCGCGAACGAUAUCUGUUGAAAUGGCGACUGGACGAGUUGAGCUCGAGGCAUCCUCUUUACGUGGGAGAACACCUUCGAACAAAGGAUACUUUUAUUAUCAAGAUAUUUCCAGUGCAAAAGGCGUGGGUUGACGAAACGGAUCUGCUUGUGAAACUUAAAGGGAAGCAUGUGGUGAGGCUGAUUGAUGCGGAUACGGAGCAGAAGAAUGAUUUUUAUUUUACCGUGACAGUGAAUUACGGAGAAAAUUUGGAGAAGGAGUUACUACGACUAAAGUCGUUACGAGAUGAUGCGCAAUCUCAGAGAGAAUUGUUCAAGAAUAUAUGCCAGGCGGUGCGGUUUAUUCAUUCAAAAGAGAUAGUGCAUCUCAAUCUCGAACCAUCAAAUAUUCUCUUAAAAGAGGACGGUAGCUUAAAGAUACGCAUCUGUGGGUUUUCCCAUGCCCGCAAGGUUGACUCGCGCAUAUAUCGUGAACUGAGUAAUGGAUAUUGCAUCACACCGGGUUUCAGGUCACCCGAAUUAGUAUCAACUAGCGGCGAUAUCAGAGCCACAUAUGCACAAGAUGUCUUCUCGCUUGGAUGUAUUUUGUACUAUAUUGUUUCGAAGGUGAAGCUGUACGAGUCGGAAGACGCUUUUCCACGCAUGCGCAUUGAAGAGCAUGUUAGUUACAAUUGUCAUGAUCAGCAUGUGGAAGAUUUGCUGUUGAAGAUGUUGGAGAGAGAUCCCAACAACAGGCCAACUAUCGAGGAGGUGUUGAGGGAUGCCUAUUUUGUCGGGAGGCCGCCGUCACCAGACGAGUAG
Paraglomus brasilianum is the source of this 1911-nucleotide messenger RNA. The record is from the annotation of a GenBank genome assembly. Lineage: Eukaryota; Fungi; Glomeromycota; Glomeromycetes; Paraglomerales; Paraglomeraceae.